AUGGCUCAUUCCAUCGAUAAUUUUAAUGAUUAUAGUCAAGAAUGGACAGAUUUUGUUCGUCAAUAUGAUAAGGCCUAUGCCACCGAAGAAGAAGCUCAACUUCGUCAGUCGAUCUUUAUUAAGAACCUCCGCGAAAUUGAACGACACAAUAGUCAAGCUAAUCAGACUUACACAAAAGCCGUCAAUCAAUUUUCUGAUUUGACCCAAGAAGAAUUUCAAAUACGUGUUCUUACGCCUCAGUUGGCCUUUGCUCCUAUUCCAAAAGCGCAACCGGUACCGAUCAUGACUCGAUCGUCAACAACUGCUGCGUCAAUACCUACUGGAUGCACACGUGGUUCAAGCAACUGUUGUAUUUCGUCAGCUAAUCCAAACGCAUGCUGUGCGGCUCUUGGUAUGGGAUCAUGGAAUCGACGUCAAUGCAAUGCAGGUAGUGGUAAUGGUGUUGUUCCCAACAAUUGCAUGUCGCGUGAUUCACGAUGUUGUCAAUCAUCACAGAAUCCAGGUGAAUGUUGUGCUGCUCUAGGAUUUGCAUUUUGGGAUGGUGGUUGGUGUCGAGGUGUACAUGCAUCCAAUGUUCCAAAUGAAUGUGUCGCUUGGAAUAGUCACUGCUGUUCAGAAAGUACUGUACCUCAAAGAUGCUGUCGCGCACUUGGUUAUGAAUAUUAUGAUGGAGCUUUCUGUCGUAAUUCAGCAGACUGGUUUCCAGCCCCUGAAUUCUUAGAAAAUGUUUAUCCAAAG
Messenger RNA from Rotaria sp. Silwood2, 738 nucleotides. NCBI's taxonomy places the organism in Eukaryota, Metazoa, Rotifera, Eurotatoria, Philodinida, Philodinidae. The record is from the annotation of a GenBank genome assembly.